GCUGUCUCCCCCUCCCCCCUUCCUCUUCUUACUAGACUAUCCUCCCAAGUCUCAACUCCUCACCUACAAACUCCACCACCAGAUUAAUUUCUCUCUUCUGACCACCGUCGGUGGCUACCGUCCCAUCUCCCGCCUGCCUCCACCUCCCUAUCAUGGAAAUUUCACUGUCCUGACCUCCUCAAUUGCUGCCCCCCUCCCCCCCCACGUAUCGCGCGUGUAUUCAGCCUCUUGUAUCAAUCGGAAUUUCCAAUCUGGAAACCAACUGGUCUUACAUAGUUUCGGCCCCCCCCCAGGUGGUCGGGUCUAAAAUAUGUCGUCCUCCAGACGCAAUAGCGAAACUUACGAAGGAGAAUCCUUUGAUGAUGCACCUGAAUCUCCGACUUCACACGCUGGCCUCAGUGUCUCCAUCCCCCAGAGUUCCUCCUCGCGAUCGUUGACCGACAGCCCCCCGAGCGGAUCGAACCUCACACCUCAAUUAACGGAAGCACCCCCUUUGCCUACGAGUUCUCAGGAGACAACAGAGACCGUCGAAGAGAGCGAUGUCGCCAGUAUAGACAGACAAUCCGAAACGGAGGAUACCCCUCGCAAGAACAAAAAAUCACCAUUGCUGACCGCGCAUCGGUUGUCGACUACUUCUCUCGACGAAGUAAACCUUACCAGCAACAAGGAGGAGGAAGAGUCACUCGAGAACCAGCGCUUGAGCCAGGAGCUCAAAUCUGGCACACCUCCACCACUUGUCUCUAGAGACUCACUUUCGUCGCAGAGCUCGCGCCUGCAGGGCUCAUCUAACGGCCCUCCCAAUGCGGCUCCCGCAAACAAAGCGGCCGCUCCUGCACCACCCCCGCCGCCAACACGUUCGUUCACCAGUCCGUUUGCCUGGCUUUCUCGGAGCUCAUCCUCCAACAAGGAGGUUAAGUCACCACCACCACCACCACAGCCGCGCCGGAACACGGCUGCAUCGAUCUCUACCCUCUCCAGCAACCCUGACCCUGCUGGUCGACACCAUGACGGAGAAGAUCCGGACGGCACAGGCUCCAAAAAACCUCGACGAAGCAGUCUGAAGGAUCAAUUCAAACAGCUCAGACUGCGAGACGAAGGUCUCAUAUCGGAGAACGACGAAGCAAGCGUCGCGUCAGGACGGGCCAGCAUCAGUCACUCCGCAGGAAGCCCUCCGAGCAUCCCGGAAGAAGGCGAAAGCUAUACAAGCGUCACCCCAUCCGCAGCAUCGCCCUCCAAUGGAGCAUCGACCGUUAAUCCGAAUCUGCCUCCGGGUACAGUUGCAGGCUUCUCAGCCUCAGCGACGGACGCGUCCGCACCGGUAGAUUGGGAGCUCUGGCAGCAAUUGGUCAAUCGCGGUCCACACGCGCUGAAAGGAACGAACUCGGAGGAGCUUAAUGCCGCUAUCAAACGAGGAAUCCCGCAAACCAUUCGAGGAGUGAUUUGGCAAGUCCUGGCUGACAGCCGCAAUCCUGAGCUGGAAGAGGUGUAUCGGGAACUUAUUGCCCGUGGUACAGACAAGGAGAAGCAGCGAGCGGUCAAUGGCACGGCCAAUGGAACAGGCGAAAAAGACUCCGCGAGGUCGUCCUCUCGCUCGUCAGUCCGCUCAGAGCGGUCCGCCUCUGUGGCGCACUCGAUUAACGGCUCUUCGAGCCCUUCGCAUGAGCUCGAUUCCGAACGGCUGGCCAAGGAACAAGCAAAGAAAGCGAAGGAGGAGGCGUUGGCGCUACAAAGGCUAGAGAAAACGAUCCGACGUGACUUGGGCGCUCGCACGAGUUAUUCCCGCUACUUUGUUUCUCAAGGGAACCAGGAAGCCUUGUUCGGACUGUGCAAGGCGUAUGCCCUGUACGAUGAGGGUGUGGGAUAUGCCCAGGGAAUGAACUUCAUCGUCAUGCCCCUGCUCUUCAACAUGGAUGAAGCGGAGGCAUUCACACUUCUUGUCAAGCUGAUGAACCAAUACGGCUUGCGGGAGAUGUUCAUCCAGGAGAUGCCGGGUCUUCACCGCUGCUUGUAUCUCUUUGAGCGUCUACUGGAGGACUUUGAGCCGGCUCUCUACUGUCACCUCCGGCGACGCGGCGUGCCUCCACAACUGUAUGCAACGCAGUGGUUCCUCACCCUCUUUGCCUACCGAUUCCCCUUGCAAUUAGUCCUUCGUGUGUACGAUCUCAUUUUUGAUGAAGGCCUCGAGAAUGCUAUUCUCAAAUUUGCUCUUGCCAUCAUGCGCCGAAACGCCGACACGUUGCUGGAAAUGAAAGACAUGGCGCCCUUGACCACGUUCUUGAAAGAGCGGCUGUUCGACGUUUACAUCGACAGGCAACCGACUCCGUCCUCGAUCCUAGAGUCGGGAUUCUUUGGAAGCUCGGGGGCUGCCGACAAGGAAGUCUAUCGCGCGGAUAUCAUGGUACAGGACGCUUGCGCCGUCCCUCUCGAGCCCGAGACGCUCAGUGCGUAUACGGCUGAGUGGGAGGACAAGGUGCGGACGGAGAAGGAGCGCGAAGCGGAGCUUGAGAACCUCAAGCACACUGUGGCUAUUCAAAGUGCCCGGAUCCGCCUGCUGGAGGAGCAAAACGAAGCUUCGGACAAGGAGCACGUUCAGCUCGCGUCGGAACUGGUUCACAUCAAAGUCGAGAACGAGGAGUUGACAGAUAUCAAUGAUGCAUUGAAGAUGCAAGUCAAAGAGCUGAAGAUCGUGGUGGACAAGCAGCCGGCGGAGGUGGAGGAGAAGCUGCGCACCGAGAUGGACCGCAUCAUGCAGCGCAACCUGGAGGUUCAGAAUGAGAACCGGUCGAUGGUCGAGCAGAUGGCAGAGAUGGAGAAGGAGCUGGUGGAGGCCAAGAUGAAAUGGGCCGAGAUUCACGAAAAUCACGAAAACCUCAAGCAGAAAUGGAGUGACCUCCGCAAGGCUCUUGAUUAAAAGCCGCGGGGGUUUGUAUAAUCUGACCAAGCAUUUAGCGAUGAAUGGGUGGGUCGCCUGGCUUCGCUGCUAUUUUUCUUCAUACUCUUCCUCGUUCGGGCUCCUUGACGGCAUUUUUGAGCCAUGUUGUACUGUACAUUUUAAGCGGCUGGCAGGGAGAGGGGGAAAGAACUCUUGGGUACCUUUGUACUUUUAAUCCCAGGGGAUGAAGGGCGAGGAAGUCAUGUUAACUGUUUCAUGUUUAUGUUUUGUUUUUUUCUUUUCGUGUGCUCGAGUACAGCAGCGAACUCACCCGGGGGCAUUCAGCUAUGAUUGAUUGAUCCAGCAACAUGCAUGCAUGCAUACAUACAA
Molecule: messenger RNA, 3262 nt
Organism: Aspergillus homomorphus CBS 101889
Lineage: Eukaryota; Fungi; Ascomycota; Eurotiomycetes; Eurotiales; Aspergillaceae
Product: putative GTPase activating protein (Gyp5)
Exons: 4
Coding region: 311-2911 (866 amino acids)
Source: RefSeq, a predicted model, not a curated record